Molecule: messenger RNA, 954 nt
Organism: Trichosurus vulpecula (common brushtail)
Lineage: Eukaryota; Metazoa; Chordata; Mammalia; Diprotodontia; Phalangeridae
Product: WD repeat-containing protein 82-like
Exons: 1
Coding region: 1-954 (317 amino acids)
Cellular component (GO): Set1C/COMPASS complex
Molecular function (GO): protein binding; chromatin binding
Source: RefSeq, a predicted model, not a curated record
AUGAGGGUGACUGACUUCGUUUUGCAGAGCUUCCGUGUAGCCAAGGUGUUCCCAGAGCAUACAGAAAAAAUCAACAAUUUUGACUACAGUCCCAGUGGCGAAUCAGUUGUCGCAAGUAGUAGUGAGGAUAUCAUCCUCACGUACGACUGUCAGGAGGGCAAACCAAAGUCAUGUUUAUACAGUAAGAAAUAUGGCGUAGACAUAAUCAAAUACACACGGUCACCAACCACUGUAAUAUACAGCUGUGACAAAAUAGAUAAUACAAUCAGAUACCUGUGCUUGCCUGAGUACAAAUACAUUAGAUACUUCCCUGGGCACAAAAAGAAAGUGGUGGCCUUAUCCAUGUCACCAAUAAAUGAUACUUUUAUAUCUGGAUCUCUGGAUAAAACCAUCCGACUCUGGGAUCUCAGAUCUCCUAAUUGUCAGGGCUUAAUGCGUCUCCAGGGAAAGCCAAUUUGUUCUUUUGACCCACAAGGGUUGAUUUUUGGAGCUGGGAUCGGUUCUGAAAUGCUUAAACUUUAUGAUCUUCGCUCUUUUGAUAAAGGGUCAUUUGCAGCCUUAAAAAUGCCAUAUGAAAAGAACUGUGAGUGGACAGACUUAAAGUUCAGCAAGGAUGGCAAACUCAUACUCUUGUGUACCAAUGGUAAAUUUUUCCAUGUGAUUGAUGCCUUUAAUGGCGUACCGAUGUAUACAUUUAGAGGGUAUAACAACAGCCAGGGCCUCGCAUUGGAGGCUUCCUUCACUCCAGAUUCUCAGUUUGUCAUGGUUGGCUCUGAAGAUGGCAAAAUCCAUUUCUGGAAUGCAGAAACUGGAAUUAAGGUGGCUGUGUUGAAUGGCAGACACAACAGCCCUAUAACCUGCUUACAAUUCAAUCCAAAAUUCAUGACCUUUGCCAGUGCCUCUUUUUACCUAGCAUUCUGGCUGCCUGAUAUUGAUGAGGAAUCCCUCCUCUAA